This is a messenger RNA of Notothenia coriiceps (black rockcod), 1191 nucleotides long. Its product is annotated as protein diaphanous homolog 3-like. The coding region runs from base 1 to 1191 and encodes 396 amino acids. The record is from RefSeq and is a predicted model, not a curated record. Gene Ontology annotation, biological process: actin filament polymerization. Gene Ontology annotation, cellular component: actin filament. The transcript has 7 exons. NCBI's taxonomy places the organism in Eukaryota, Metazoa, Chordata, Actinopteri, Perciformes, Nototheniidae.
AUGCCACUCUACAAGGAGCAUCUCAACAUAUUGGGCUGCCCUGAGGGUGGUGCCCCUGGAGACCAUCUGCGCCGUGGCGUCGUGGGCGUCUUCUGGCACAUUCUCCAGUUGUCAUCAGGUCAAUGUUGCCACUCCCCAUUCUUUGGGCGUGGUCCUUUUGCCGAGCUCCGCUGCUUCCAGUGGCCCCAGUACUUUAAGAUCAUUGAGGAGUGUGUGUCUCAGGUUGUGCUCCACCGCAGUGGCACUGACCCCGACUUCGGCUACCGCAAGCGCCUCGAUGUGGACUUCAGUCACCUCUUAGAUGUGUGUGUAGAUAAAGCUCGAUCUGAUGAGUACGAACAAAGAGCUUCAGAACUGGCACAGAAGUUUGACGAGGAGUUUCUAAGCAGACAGGAGUCACAAGCUCAGCUGGUUCAGUGUAAUGAUAAAAUAGCUGCACUCCAAGCGGAGCUGCUGGCCUUCCGCUCUCAGUUUGGGGCUGUACCGGUGGGUCUGUCCCCCCCCCAUGUUGGACAAGCAUCCUCUUCCUCAGCCCUUCAGUCUGGGGCUCCGUCGCCUGCUCCAGCAUCUGGGGCACCACAUCCCCCUCCUCCUCCUCCUCCUCCUCCUCCGCCUCCUUUACCUGGAUGCCCUCCCCCACCUCCCCCACCUGGAAUGCCUCCUCCAUUUGGUGCCCCCCCUCCACCCCCUCUAGGGUUUGGGGGUGGUCUAGGCUCCCCCACUCACCGUGCACUGCCUUAUGGCCUCAGGCCUAAGAAGGAUUUCAAGCCUGAGACCUCCAUGAAGCGCCUCAACUGGUCUAAGAUUCGUCCCCAGGAAAUGUCAGAGAGCUGUUUCUGGGUGCGGGCUGAUGAAAACCAAUAUGCGAAACCAGAAUUACUCUGCAGAGUUGCUCUCACUUUUGGUUCACAAAGAACAGUCUGGGUUAGCCCACCACAGUUUCACAAAGAACUAUUCAACACAUCUCAGUGGGUGGGGUCUGCAUCCGUCCGGGGAUACAAUCAGCGGGUUAGAGACGGGCGCUUUGUGCGGGAGGAUUCUCUCCCUGGUGAGCAUUUUUGCACGCUGUGGUGCGCUGACAGUGAGCUUUAUAGCAGCCCUCCCCCGGACUUCCCAGCUUCCCUAGAGCUAGACAUAUUGCUUGCUGCCCUCUCUCACUGCGUAGGAGAGGCGGCAGAACCCAUGGUAUAA